Messenger RNA from Rotaria sp. Silwood1, 1205 nucleotides. The record is from the annotation of a GenBank genome assembly. Lineage: Eukaryota; Metazoa; Rotifera; Eurotatoria; Philodinida; Philodinidae.
AAAACUUACAAGUUUAGCUGCCGAAUAUCCUUUAAAUACAAAUAAAACUUCAACUAAUGGUAAUACAUCAGUUACACAACAGGAAGAUAUUGAUCUUGCUAACCUUCGAAAACGGCUUGAACAAUCUGCAAAUGAUGAAAAAUUACAAUUACUUGAAGAUAAUCGUAUUUAUAUUGAAAAAUUAAAAAUAGAAUUACGUUUAGCAAAAGAACAAGAAGAACAAAUAUUACGUGAUAAAAUGAAAGCUGAUUUAAUAUUAAUCGAAAAUAAUAUUCAUGAAAAUUUUUUACAUGAAAAGAAAUUAUUUCAAAAUCGUCAACAAAAUGAAUUAAAUAAUAUUAAAGAAAUAUUUGAAAAAGAAAAACAAGAAUUACAAAAAAAAUUAAGAAGUGAUAUGUUAUCAGAUCUUAAUCUUGAACAACAAAAUAAUACAAAUAUACAAAUACGUUUAUUACAAAUGAAACAUGAAUUCGAUGAAAAAUUACGUAAUGUUGAAAAUCGUUAUAAAAAUGAAAUUGAAGAUUUAACACAACGUUAUGAACAAAUUAAAAUUGAAAAUGAUACAUUAGAAAAACGUUUAAAAGAGAAAACUGAUUUUUGUUCAACUUUGCAACGAACAAUGACUCAAUUACGUGGUGAUAAUUCAUCAUUAGAACAAAAAUUACAAGAUGCUCAAUCAGAAUUAAAAGCAAUCGAUGAUAGUAAUAAACAAAUUCAAUUAUCUUCUAAUCAUAUUGAUGAUGAUAAUUCAAAUUUUGAACAAACUCAAAGUAAUAAUAAAUAUACAUUUCAUGAUGAUGAUGAUGAAGGUUUAAGUGAUACAGAUAGUGAUGUUAUACAAAUGAAACAAACUUUAAAUGAAUUUAAACAUAUUUCUUCUUUUUCAAAACCAAUAAAUAAUAUUGAUGAAAAACAACAUUCAAAACCUAAGACUGUUAAUUUAACUGAUUUAUCAAAUAAUGAUAUUAGUUCAGUUAUACAAAAUAUUUCAUUUGAAAGAAGAUCAAAUCAAUCAUUAAUUGAUUCAGGACAAUGGACAAAUACAAUGUUAUCAACAAUUGGUAAUAAUACAUAUCCAUUAGGUAUACAAAAUUUACAUCAUUAUAAAACUAAUUAUUGGCAAAUCCAACCAAGUCUUAUUACAAGAGAAUCUGUUAUAAAAGCAGCACGUGAUGUUCUUCCUCCUGGUGUUAUUGAUCGUUUAU